Pocillopora verrucosa is the source of this 2115-nucleotide messenger RNA. The record is from RefSeq and is a predicted model, not a curated record. NCBI's taxonomy places the organism in Eukaryota, Metazoa, Cnidaria, Anthozoa, Scleractinia, Pocilloporidae.
AAAUGAUAUACAAGUUUCCUUCAAGUUCGUCAUCAAGAGAUAAUUUGAAGCGGAAACAAAAUCCUUGACGUUAAAGGGAGUAAUCUUGAUGCUUCCGGUGUAGAUAAAAUUUAACAACUCUUCCAUUAUUUCUGCAGUGAUGUUUUCCAGAAUCACUGGCUUGUUUUCCAAAUGCUCACGCAUGUUACUCGAAAACAUCUCCCGGAAAUAGGGACUACUCGCCGCCAAAACAUUCCGAUGAGCGAAAAAUUGUUUUCCAUUAACCACAAUCACUACUUCGCACAAGAUAUUGUGUUUCCGGAACUCGUUAAGAGAGUUCAUCAUCUGGACACAGUAAUUCGCUACAGGCACAUAAACUUGUGAAAGCUCCACGGAAGCCAUCUUGUUAUUUUUAAUCUCCUAAUUUCUCCUUAACAGAAGACAUGAGUUUGAGGACACCGCUGAUUUUUUUAUGACUGUCGGCUCGUAAUGAAGAAAUCCAAGAUGGCGGACUUCGAGGUAGCACUGACAACAGAAUCAUCUGGAGAUAACUUCUGUGUAUCCUUAUGGGAUUUAAACUCAGGUAUGCAACUGAAAGCUUACAAAGGAGGAAGUUGCCAAGCGAGAUGCGUUUCACUUCUCGGUAAAGAUUAUAUCAUGGCAUCACAGUCAAAUAAACCUAUAAUCCACACGUGGAACAUGGCUAAGGAGUCAGUUCUCACAAAAUUAAUCUGCCCUGGUAAAGUGACAGCCAUAACAUGCUCUCCUGAUGGUAACUAUUGUGUGGCGGCUUGUGGUGAGAAAAUUUAUAUUUGGCAGGUAUUUCAGCCCACUUACCAUUUGGCUACUGAGAUUUCAAGACACUUCCAGCGAGUCUCAUGUCUGAAAUUCACAGAUGAUGGAUCUCAUUUCUUGUCAUCUGGUGAUGAUAAUUUAGUGAUGGUGUGGAAAAUGGCAAAGAUUUUGUCGGGUUCAUCAAACAGCGUAGGAACUUCAGAUGAAAUACGAACUCCAAGGUACACAUGGUCUGAUCAUGCCCUUCCUGUCACUGAUAUCCAUUGUGGAUGUGGGGGCAUGAGAGGUCAUGUGAUCACUGCAUCCCUUGAUCAAACUUGUAAGUUGUACAGCCUGAGUUCUGGUGAACUUUUGUGUUCAUUUGUGUUUGAUGUUGGAGUAGCAGCUGUGACAAUGGAUGCUGCGGAACAGAACUGCUUUGCAGGAGGAACAGAUGGCAACAUCUACCAAGUAGAGCUUUUUAGAAGGGGGAUGAAGAAUAACAUUCACUUGGAGAAAGAAGAAGCCCUCAUCUUCAAUGGUCAUAGUAAACAAGUCAACAGUUUAGCAGUUUCUAUGGAUGGAACUCUGUUAUUGUCUGGCUCUCAAGACCAGACUGCUCGUGUUUGGCAUGUUCCUAGUAGGCAGUGUCUCAGAGUUGUCAACCACAAAGGUGCAGUGACCAACUCUCAGAUAAUUCCAAAACCUUUACACCUGGAAAACCCAUCUCCGAAAUCAUCCCUUGCUCCGAUCCAGCCUCUAAAACGGCACGUGCAUGUACCGAAUCGAUCACGUGAAAAACACGUCGCCGGUCCCGCGGGAACAAGUGAUGGCGAUUCCAACUCUGACGCUAUUCUUAUGACGCUGAAGGGAAAAAUAAGCGAGGAAAGUAGUUCGGAAAAAAGGAAAAGAUUUGGGGACAGUGUUGCGCUACCUCUGCUUGCCGAGGUCGCAGAGUUUGAAGGGCAAGGAACUGCAACAACAGGAAAGAGACAACUUUCGCGACGGGAACUUGAAGAGGAAUUAGAAAACGUUAAACGGGUGAACAAACAUUUUUACAAUUUUGCCGUGAGAGAAUUGAUGGAUGAAGUGUACCAAGCAACCGGAAAAGGGACAACGUGAAGGAACGAACGCUUGUUGAGGUUUCCAAGAUGGAAUUUGUGCUUCCUGUUUCCCAAGGAAAGCCAUACUAUUGAGAUUGGAUCGGCAAGUUCUCAAUCCUUGUUUCCAGAGGCUGAACCGGUCAAAACAAGAACGAAUUUCGCUAACGUAAAAGGUUUAUCUUCCCUGUAACUUGCUGAAAGACAUCACCUCACGGCGAUGACAUUACGUUCGUCUGUAAAACCACUGAAGUACUACGCU